UCUGUGGCUCGAAGGCACCGGGGGAAGCAGCACGCCGCGGCCACUUCACCGGAGUAGUAAAGGGCGAUUUCCAGGGGGGCUCCUCCAACAAAAAACACAGUGCACGUCCGCCAGCGACGAGCGAACUAUCUCUCCCUCCCUUCGGCGUGAAAAGAGCAAAAGAGAAAAGACGCCGAAAACAUGAAUAAGCUGUACAUUGGCAACGUGAGCGCAGAAGCCACCGAGGAGGACUUGGAAAGUGUCUUCGAGCAGUGGAAGAUUCCGCACAGUGGUCCGUUCCUCGUCAAAACCGGCUAUGCGUUUGUGGACUGCCCGGACGAGAAGGCUGCGAUGAAGGCCAUCGAUGUUCUUUCAGGUAAAGUUGAACUUCAUGGGAAACUUCUGGAAGUUGAACACUCGGUCCCUAAACGUCAAAGGAGCUGUAAACUGCAGAUCAGGAACAUCCCGCCUCACAUGCAGUGGGAGGUUUUGGAUGGUAUGCUUGCUCAGUAUGGUGCAGUCGACAGCUGUGAACAAGUCAACACUGACACAGAGACUGCAGUCGUCAAUGUUCGAUACGCAGCCAAGGACCAGGCCAGGCUGGCGAUGGAGAAGCUGAAUGGAUCUAUGAUGGAGAACUAUGCCUUGAAAGUGUCCUAUAUCCCAGAUGAGACGGCAGCACAGGAGGGUCCUUCACCGGGCGGCAGGAGAGGCUUUAACUCGCGGGGACCCCCUCGCUCAGGCUCUCCAGGCCUGGGCGCGCGGCCCAAAGUGCAGUCAGACAUCCCACUGCGCAUGCUGGUUCCAACGCAGUUUGUAGGCGCGAUCAUCGGCAAGGAGGGCGCCACUAUUCGCAACAUCACCAAACAGACCCACUCAAAGAUUGACAUCCACAGGAAAGAGAAUGCAGGCGCGGCAGAGAAGCCCAUCACGAUCCACUCCACCCCGGAGGGAUGCUCGAACGCCUGCAGAACCAUCAUGGAAAUCAUGCAGAAGGAAGCCAUCGACACAAAAUUCACUGAGGAGAUUCCACUGAAGAUCCUUGCACACAACAACUUUGUAGGAAGACUAAUCGGGAAAGAGGGACGCAAUUUGAAAAAAAUCGAGGAGGAAACAGGGACCAAGAUCACAAUCUCACCUCUCCAGGACCUGACCCUGUACAACCCAGAGCGGACCAUCACAGUCAAGGGCACCAUAGAAGCUUGUUCAAGAGCUGAAGAGGAGGUGAUGAAGAAGGUCGGGGAAUCUUACGACAGCGACAUGGCUGCUAUGAACCUCCAGUCCAACCUGAUUCCAGGCUUGAAUCUGAAUGCUUUGGGUCUGUUCCCCAGCGGAGCACCAGGCAUGGGUUCCAACAUGUCCAGUGCCCCCCCCCCCGGAGCCCACGGUGGAGGUUCGUCAUUUGGAUGCAGUCCUUAUGGUGGCGAGGGGCCGUUUUGGGCUUCUAUGCCGCCGGCGAGCAGCCAGCCCCUUGCUCAGGGACAUCCAGAGUCGGAGACGGUUCACCUGUUCAUCCCUGCGCUUGCAGUGGGAGCCAUCAUCGGAAAACAGGGUCAACACAUCAAACAGCUGUCACACUUUGCCGGGGCCUCAAUUAAGAUUGCCCCUGCUGAAGGAAUGGAUGCCAAACUGAGGAUGGUAAUCAUCAUCGGACCGCCAGAGGCUCAGUUUAAGGCUCAGUGUCGCAUCUUUGGAAAACUGAAGGAAGAGAAUUUCUUUGGACCUAAGGAGGAGGUGAAGCUGGAGGCUCACAUCAAGGUUCCCUCCUUUGCUGCUGGACGAGUCAUCGGGAAAGGCGGAAAAACUGUGAAUGACCUGCAGAACCUGACGUGUGCAGAGGUGGUGGUGCCCAGGGACCAGGAGCCUGACGAGAACGACCAGGUCAUCGUGAAGAUUAGCGGACACUUCUUUGCGUGCCAGCUGGCCCAGAGGAAGAUUCAAGAGAUUCUCGCCCAGGUGAGAAGGCAGCAGCAGCCCAAGCCCGCGCCCGGAGCCCAGCCUCCACCGUCCCGCAGGAAGUGAAGGUCCAGCGGAGCUGGAGGAAUGGUGACUGAAUCUGCCAGAAGACUCGACAGAUGGACAGAUGCAGCAGAGUCCAGGAAGAGAAGACAAGGGGUCGUCUUUGCUCAUCUCAGGGGUUCGAAGGUUAUCACCAACUGAAACAUCCCCCCCUACUUGUCUUUUACUUGACGUACUUUCGAGUGUGGUUCAUAAAGAGACUGUGCGCCUCUUUACCUCCACCCCACCUCGGCUCUCUGCAUCUCUGUGAGAAUGUACUUCUGAGGGCUCCCAACGUCGUCACCUGCCCUCACGUGUACGCACCCCUGACCGCUCUCCUACUCCCCCCACGGGUGUUUAAAAACAAAAACAAACAAAAAAAUUAUCUUUUUUUUUUUUUUAAAUUUUACACUAGAAACACAAAGAUGAAAUAAGGAUCCCCCUCCUAUCACCUCCUUGGUGUGGUACUUCAAACCUGACAAGCUGUUUUGGUUGACUUCAGAUUUAGUUGACACUUUUUUUUUUGAUAGCGUUUAAUUGGUUGAUGAAGCUUUCUCAUGAGUUUUCUGUGGAAAGGAAAAGGCAUUGCUAUCAAGGUCCCGGUCGGACCAACAGAGAGGUUUAUUUGGGGGGAGGGUUGGCUCAGAUGGGGUGGGCCAUGUUUAGGGGAAAGAUUCUUGUUUCAGGACAGGACCCCUGAAAGGGUGGAUUAUAUUGGGGCGUCCUGCCCUUGUAAUGAUAGUGGCAUUUUAUAAAUUCGGAUGCAUUUUAUAGAUAGACCUAUAUACAUAGAUGAAUAUAUAUUUAGAGGUGAGGGCAGCACCACGACUGACACUUAAGGAAACGGUGCCGAACUGCUGCUGCCCAGGAAAACCAAUUUAAUAUGCAUUUUACUUAACUACCUCAGGAUCUAGUACCUCAGAAGAGAAAAAAUGAUUAUAUAUAUAUGAAAAAUGUUCCUUUCUUUUUUUUAUUUUGCUUUUGUG
Molecule: messenger RNA, 2963 nt
Organism: Limanda limanda (common dab)
Lineage: Eukaryota; Metazoa; Chordata; Actinopteri; Pleuronectiformes; Pleuronectidae
Gene: igf2bp3
Product: insulin-like growth factor 2 mRNA binding protein 3
Exons: 16
Coding region: 181-2001 (606 amino acids)
Biological process (GO): nervous system development; regulation of gene expression
Cellular component (GO): cytoplasm; cytosol; nucleus
Molecular function (GO): mRNA 3'-UTR binding
Source: RefSeq, a predicted model, not a curated record